This is a messenger RNA of Rhodamnia argentea, 796 nucleotides long. RefSeq lists its product as uncharacterized. The coding region runs from base 147 to 788 and encodes 213 amino acids. The transcript is spliced from 3 exons. NCBI's taxonomy places the organism in Eukaryota, Viridiplantae, Streptophyta, Magnoliopsida, Myrtales, Myrtaceae. The record is from RefSeq and is a predicted model, not a curated record.
GCUCCGAAGAUUUCACUGUGACGAGAUUCCUCCAGCCACUUUAACCAACUUUACAAGUUCCUCGAGAAAAAGAUAAUACAGAGAGAGAGAGAUUGUUCUUGCGUGGAUGUAGCGCUAGAGAGAGAGAGAGAGAGAGAGAGAGAUAGAUGGAGAGGAAGGUGAUGGUGAUAUGUAGCGUCGUGGGUUUCUUGGGGCUCCUCUCAGCUGCCACGGGUUUUGGCGCAGAAGCCACUCGGAUUAAGGGUUCUGAAGUGCAUUCCACGGCUCCUACGCAAUGUGUGUAUCCCUGGAGUCCAGCUCUGCCACUUGGGUUAACUGCCGCUGUGGCUCUUAUGAUAGCUCAAGUAAUAAUCAAUGUGGCAACCGGUUGUAUUUGCUGCGGAAAGCACCCGAAUCCAUCAAAUUCUUACUGGACAAUGGCAUUGGUCUUCUUUGUUGUUUCCUGGUUCACAUUUAUCAUAGCGUUUCUUCUGCUGCUCACGGGUGCUGCACUCAAUGAUCAACACGGUGAAGAUAGCAUCUAUUUUGGUAACUACUACUGCUAUGUUGUCAAACCAGGUGUCUUUGCCGGAGGUGCUAUCCUAUCACUUGCUAGUGUUUCCCUUGGGAUUUUAUAUUAUCUCUCCCUAACGCGGGCAAAGGAUGAUGGGCGGCUGUGGGGUACCUCUGCUUCUAACCAAGGUGUUGGAGGUAUUGCUUUGGGACGACCCCAGUUUCCACCACAGAGCAGCACUCAGGGACCCGUUUUUGUACACGAAGAUACAUACAUUCGACGGCAAUUCACUUGAUCUGCAAU